Planococcus citri (citrus mealybug) is the source of this 2269-nucleotide messenger RNA. RefSeq lists its product as uncharacterized. The record is from RefSeq and is a predicted model, not a curated record. Bases 622 to 2100 code for a protein of 492 amino acids. Lineage: Eukaryota; Metazoa; Arthropoda; Insecta; Hemiptera; Pseudococcidae. The transcript is spliced from 10 exons.
UGUCUGAUAACAGAGAUAACACAAUUUGAUGACAAUUUGAACACUUUCCCGACUUUCCGCAACUUUAAUCUUCAAGAACUUUUGAGCGGCAAAGGCAAAAGGUACAGCUUUCGGUAAAGACCCAUUUUGAAAAGGAUAAAAUAACGAACGUUUUUCUGUAUUAAUAUACUGUCAAAACCCCUAAUUUCGGACAGACAUUAGGUAGACAAGAUGGAAUAUUGAACCUGAUUGGACAAUUGAAGACACAAUAGGUAACUGGUGGAGACCGAAUUUUGAGCCACCUCAGUAUCCGUACAUUCCUCCUCAUAUAACUAAACCAAAGGAACACAAGAAAUUAUUUUUAGUGCAACUUGGAGAGAAAGCUCUUUUUGCGGUUCCCAAGAAUUAUAAGUUAGUAGCUGCUCCGUUGUUUGAAUUGUAGUACGAUAAUUCGCAGGGGUACGGUCCUAUUAUUUCUUCUUUGCCUCAAGCAUUAUGCAGGUUCAAUUUUAUUUAUAUGUAAAUAGUGUUUUGUUGAUGUCCUUCAUUCGUGAUGUGACAAAUUGAAGCUAUUUGUCUCAGAAGCUUGUCCAAUAUUAGUAUUUUGAAUUCGUUGUCGACACUUGAAAUAAUUUACGAUCAAUGGUGUCUACGACUCUACUCAAGGAUGGAACUGGGGAUAAAUCGAGCCCAGAAAAAUCUCAUUCGCCGAUUCCAUUUGAUACGCAGGAACUUGAAGAUCUCGUCAAGCAAGAAAUGUUUCAAGCCCAACUUUCACUUUCUGCGCAAUCGGUAGACCGUGAUACUGCGUUGGGAACCAUUCGUGAAAAUGUGUACCAUAAGAACAAACUAGAACUUCAGUUACGAUCGUUAAUUGUAAAAAACACUAUCUUGAAGGCGAAAAAUGAAAAAUUAUCCGAACAAUUAACUGAAGCUAAUAAUAAAAUAAAUACGCUCCCGUUCUUCGAGUUGAAAGAAAAAGAAAUUAUUCCCACGUAUUUGCUCAAUGCGAAUUAUGUAACAAGAGAAGAGCAGUGGUACUUGAGUUUUUUCUACAAGGUUACUACUUUUUCUCGUGUACUACGGGAAAGAGUACCCGAAGAUUUCGAAGUACGAAAACUAUCAAGAGCCAUAAUGAGCCUUUUUAAAGGCUUAUCGGAGAAUGUAUCUCAUAAAGAAGACGCAAUACGGUUAAAUUUAACGGAGAAAUAUUGGCAGUACGUAUUUGAGGUUGCCAACAUCACAGAUGAAAUCGACCAACGUAUCAUUAAAGAAGUAUUCAGACCGGUCUUACAGUCUGAAAUUGACAAUGUUGACGUGGAUGGUAAUUUUUUCCUACAUGCGUCUGCCCUGGAUUUAAAUUUUAAAGAUAAUACGGAAGAUGACGAAAUAAACAAAAUAAAAAAGAAAUGCGGUGAUUUGGCACACCUGAUGAAAAACUUCUACUUCCCGGUUAAUUACACAUCCGAAUACACCAACGACCUUUUCGUUGAAAUAAAUUCCAACGAUGAAGUUGUAAUAACAACUGUGAUGGAAAGGUUAAAAUUACUCGGCUUGAAUCCUAAAAACACGAAAGUCAGAAAAUGUCGAAUAUUUGCGCACAAGUCGAGGAACCAGCGAAACGUGAAUCCUCCAGAUCGCUCACCAAUUUCGGAAAAUCGCACUUAUCAAAGCACUCCACCUAGUUCCCGAUCUGCUCAAAAUUACGUGCCAUCAAAUCGAAGCGAAUCUUCGGGGACCUACACGCAAUCGUAUCAAAACUAUAGUCAAUCCGAUCAAAGCCAUUAUUCUCUAAAUUACGAUCGAUCGCAGCGGACGUACGACGAUACAAAUCGAAGCCAACAUUCACUUUACGGUCGACCCCAGCGUACUUACGAAAAUACAAAUCGAAGCCAAUAUCCACUCAACUACCAUCAACGGCAUCAACCGGAGUACGACUACCAGCAAUUAAAUCAAGGCCAGAAUUCACGCAAUUUCUGUCAGUCGCAUCAACAACAACAACAAUUCGCUCGUGGUCGGCGUGGUCACCAUCAAGCACGCACUGAUGGCUCUUCUGACGCUCAAUACGAAAGAGACCGGAAUUACCGAACCUCAUCUUUCCGGGACCGUUCUCCGCGCUAGGCUGUUUGGACAACGACAAACGACGAAAAUAAAAUUAUUACUUAAAAAUUUUAUUGAAAAAGUUACGAAUCACUUGAUUGGGAAAAAAGUGGAAGUUUAUAAUAUAUGUGUUAAGAAUGGUUGUUAUAUAAAUAAAGUUGGUACAUCUUCCGUUGUACAUGAUCUCAAA